Molecule: messenger RNA, 804 nt
Organism: Diversispora eburnea
Lineage: Eukaryota; Fungi; Glomeromycota; Glomeromycetes; Diversisporales; Diversisporaceae
Source: the annotation of a GenBank genome assembly
AUGGGUGGUUAUUUUUCAAAAAAUUUUCAAGACAAAAUUGGAAUGAAAAAAAAAUCUUCAUCUUCCAAGAGACAAAUUAAUUGUCAAACAUUUUUGGUCAAAAAUAAAAUUUCACGAAAUGAAACCAAAAAUGAGAAUGAAGGAAUAAAAAAAUUUUGUCAAGAUAUCGAGAAUGAAGACGUAGACCGCACCCAUCUCAUACAUUUUUACUUUGGAGUUGUGUGGAAUAGUAAUUUCAAAAGUCCAAUCGAAAAAAUUCUUCAGAAUGGAGCUUUAAUCUUGGAUGUAGGAUGUGGACCUGGGACGUUUUGUACGGAUCUUGCGACAACCUACACAAGAAGCAAUUUUGUUGGAUUAGAUUGGAAUCCUAUAUUUCCUACACAUAUAAAGCCACCAAACGUCUCAUUCUAUAAACAUAAUCUCUUUGAAGGAAUUCCAUUUGCUGAAAAAAAAUUUGAUUUUAUUCAUAUACGUUUCAUGAAACAUUGUUUCAAUGAAAUAGAUUGGGAACAAAAGAUUAUGCCCGAACUAUUUCGUGUACUCAAACCUGGAGGUUGGAUCGAGUUCAUGGAAUUUAACAAAUAUAUUUACAAUAUUGGAACAACUACUUCCCUUGUUUUAGAAAAAUUUCUUGAAAAAAAUAAUUUCAAUUAUUUUCAUAUAAGCCGUCAAAAAUUUCAAGAUAUAAUACAAAUUUAUGAAUCACAAUUAGCGUCAAUAACAAUUGAAGAGAAGAUCAAUACUUGGUAUCCAGUCCAAUCGCUAUCCACCUUUGAUCUUGGUAUGCUUACUGCUUUGUGUUAG